Penicilliopsis zonata CBS 506.65 is the source of this 1269-nucleotide messenger RNA. RefSeq lists its product as hypothetical. NCBI's taxonomy places the organism in Eukaryota, Fungi, Ascomycota, Eurotiomycetes, Eurotiales, Aspergillaceae. Bases 1 to 1269 code for a protein of 422 amino acids. The transcript has 4 exons. Gene Ontology annotation, molecular function: dipeptidase activity. The record is from RefSeq and is a predicted model, not a curated record.
AUGGCGACGUGCACUCUGGUUGCGACUGUAGAGCCUGCGUCAGAGCGAACCUAUACCACGGCGGUGGAAGGGACCAUCACUGGUACUGUCGAUGCCCUGGACAAGGAGCUGCGCGAGAUCAGUCUCCAGAUCCACGACAAUCCCGAGCUGUGUUUUGCCGAAUACAAAGCCCACGACAACGUCGUCGCCCUGAUCCGGUCUCGCGGGCUCCCCGUCACCCCCCAUGCUUACGGGCUCGAGACUGCCUUCUCCGCCGAGUACGGACGCGAGGGGCAGGUGGUCACCUUCUGCUGCGAAUACGACGCCCUGCCUCAGAUCGGACACGGGUGCGGCCACAAUCUGAUCGCCACGGCGGCCAUUGCGGCGUUCCUGGCCACGGUGAGCGCCCUGCAGCAGUCGGGCAGGGCCGGGCGAGUGCGUCUCCUGGGCACGCCCGCGGAAGAGGGUGGCGGAGGCAAGAUCAAGCUCAUCGAGGCGGGCGCCUUUGGCGACGUCGAUGCGGCGAUGAUGAGCCAUCCGUUCCCCGUGGCGCCGGCCACCAGGGGCACGCACGGGGUGGCCUACGGGAACUGUCUGGCGGUGCAGGCCUUCCGGGCGACGUUCGAGGGCAAGGCCGCGCAUGCGGCCUUCUCGCCCUGGCUGGGAGCAAAUGCCCUGGACGCGGUGACGCUGGCGUACAGUGCCGUGGGGAUGCUGCGCCAGCAGACGCGGCCCACGGAUGUCAUCGGGCUGAUCAUCGAGAACGGCGGCGCGAGCAGUAACAUCAUCUCGGAGCGCACCGUCAUGAGUUGCAACGUGCGGGCAAAGACUCUCAGGGAGAGCAUGGAGCUUCUCGACCGGGUACACAAGUGUCUAAACGGCGCGGCGAUGGCGACGGGCUGUACCCUGACGAUCGAGACGAUACAUGAUCCAUACGCCGAUCUCCGAUCCAACAAGACGUUGUGCUCGCUCUUCACCGAGACCAUGGGAGCGUUCCACAAGACGUUCAAGUGCGAUCUGGAUUCCAUGCACGACGGCCCGUAUGGAACUGAUAUGGGAAACGUCUCCUACGCCUGCCCCUCGCUCCAUGCCACAUUCCAUGUGGAAACCCCCCCGGGGGUGGCCCUACACUCUGCCGGAUUCGCGGCGGCCGCCAGGACACUGGAGAACCAUAAAAUCACCAUGGAAGUGGCCAAGGGCAUGGCUCUGACGGGGUGGAAGAUUCUGUCGGAUGAGGCCGUGGCUACGCGAAUGAAGGAGGACUUUGAACGGGACAUUUUAUUACGAUAA